AGAACUUCCAUCCACUGGCAUGGCAUCAGACAGUUUGGUGAGGGUAACCAGGACGGAGCAAAUGGUGUCACAGAAUGUCCAAUUCCACCAGGUUCCAUGAAAAGCUACACCUUCCAUGUCACCCAAUAUGGCACUUCUUGGUACCAUAGCCACUACUCCAACCAGUACGGUAACGGAGUGGUAGGAGCACUCAUCGUCAACGGACCUGCUUCCGCCAACUAUGACAUUGACCUCGGCCCGUACAUGAUCCAGGACUACUACCGCCAAACCGCGGAUCGUCUUCAUUAUGUUGCUGAGCUUGUCCAGAACGGUCCUCCACCUGACAGCAGCACCAUAACCUUCCGCGGAAAGAGCAUUAACCCAACUGGAUCCGGCGGUUCGUACGAUCGGCUGGUUCUUACCCCCGGAAAAAAGCAUCUGCUGCGUCUCAUCAACGCCAGCGUGGACAACUCCUUCACCAUCUCGCUCGUCGGCCACAACUUCACCGUCAUCUCCACCGAUCUCGUCCCCAUCACACCCGUGGUUCGCAGCAAGCUCUUCAUGGCCGUCGGGCAGCGUUACGAUGUCAUCGUUGAAGCCAACCAGGCAGUUGGCAACUACUGGCUCAAUGCCACGCUUGAGGCCGCCGGCAACUGCGGCACCAGCCAGAACAAGUUCCCCGCCGCCAUCAUCCAAUACUCCGGCGCCAGUAGCACCGCCCUACCCACCAACAAGGGCACACCCGUAACGGCCGCCUGUGCAGGCGAAUCCGGCUUUGCGCCCAUCGUCAAGCGCACCAUCUCCUCCUCCCUCUUUGCCCCUUCCACUCUUCCUAUCUCCCUCAACACUCCCACCAAGCCCCAGGGCCAGGUCUUUGAGUGGCGGAUCCGCAACACCCCCAUCGUCGUCGAAUGGGACCAUCCCGUGCUCGAAUACAUCCUCGAAGGGAACAACUCCUUCCCCGCAGCCAUCAACCUCGUCGAGGUUCCCUCCGCAGACACCUGGACCUUCUGGGUGCUUCAAAACGACUUUGCCCUUCCGCACCCCAUCCACUUACACGGGCACGACUUCCUCACUCUCGGCAUUGGCACCGGUACGUUCUCCGCCAGCACUAUGCUCAACCAACUCAACUUCAACAACCCCAUCCGCCGCGACGUCGUGCAAAUACCAGGUGGGGGAUGGCUGGUGAUGGCCUACAAGACGGAUAACCCGGGGUUGUGGUUGAUGCAUUGUCAUAUCGGCUGGCAUGUGGCGAUGGGAUUGGGGAUCCAGUUUUUGGAGAGGAAGAGCGAGAUCAAGCAGUUGAUGAAGCUGGAUCAAAUGGAGCCGAAUUGUGAGGCGUGGCGAACGUAUCAGCCUCAGAGUCCGUAUUUGCCCAAGGUGGAUUCGGGGCUGAAGAGGGGGUUGGGGGAUGGUGAGGGGGUGAGGCUGGUUAGGGAUGGGUUCAACUUUAGGGAGGUGGGCUUGGAAGCUAGGGAGCCGGCUGUGAGAAGGCUUUGGUAG
Messenger RNA from Neurospora tetraspora, 1482 nucleotides. Its product is annotated as Cupredoxin. The transcript is spliced from 2 exons. Gene Ontology annotation, molecular function: copper ion binding; oxidoreductase activity. The annotation marks the transcript as partial. The record is from RefSeq and is a predicted model, not a curated record. Lineage: Eukaryota; Fungi; Ascomycota; Sordariomycetes; Sordariales; Sordariaceae.